This is a messenger RNA of Prorocentrum cordatum, 480 nucleotides long. NCBI's taxonomy places the organism in Eukaryota, Dinophyceae, Prorocentrales, Prorocentraceae. The record is from the annotation of a GenBank genome assembly.
GACUCCUUCACCAUCAAGAGCGUGGACAACUCCCGAUUCGAGAGGGCUGGUCGUAUAGAUUGCCAGUCUGUCAGCUUCGACAACAUCCUGGAGCUCGAUAUAAACAACGUCAUAUACCCCGUCGCCCCUGGUGAUCAGGUGUACGUCGCCAUUACCGACAACGUCAGCGCCGCCAGCCAACCCCGCCGGUUGGCCAACGCGCUGGACCACGACCCGCGCAUUCUUGGCCGGUCGAUCAUGGACCAGUUCGAGUAUGUGUGUUGCGGAAGGGUGUACAAGAAGGACGACCACCAGCAGAAGGAGAAGAAGUGCAUGGUGUUCGUUUCCUUCGGCGGGCUGCUGAUGAAGCUGUCCAGCGACUCCAACCAGCUCAAGGAGUUCCACCUCAACGACGUCGUCUACUUGAUGAUGAGGAAGGUACAGGGUGAGCUCGUUGACGCUAAGCCGCGCGGACGUGAGGACACGAUCCUAGCGGGGUAG